UGCUCCAAACAUAACGCGCUGUGGAAAACAUGCGGCUCGGGGGACCCCCCCCCCGCAGCCCCCGCUCGCGGCCGGGCCCCGAGAGGCCGCGGAGCAAUCCAGGCCACGUGCAGUUUUGCGAGAGCUCUGAGAACUGGCCCAGGCGUCGGAGGCCCCCUUCUGCUGGACUCGUCGCGCCUACGGUGGUUUGGGGAUCCCUUCGGUCGAGACGCCAUAACUUUCUGAGGCGCGCCUGGCCGGCAGCCCUUCCCCCCUUCGGGGGCCGCCUCUGGUUUUGCUGGCGGCCGCCCUUCCCCAAAGCCCGCGGCCCCGCCUCCCGCCCGCGGGCCGCCUCUCCCGCCGGGGAAAGCCGCGCCUCCGCAGGGGCCGAGCCGGGCACUGAGCCCGGAGCGGCCGGAGGGGAGGAGGCGGAGGGCGGGCCUGUGCGGCGGAGGGCAGAAGUGGGGAAGGAGGUGCUUCCGGGACAGGGGGCAGACAAGAUGGCGGCGCCCAUGGAGCUGUUCUGCUGGUCGGGGGGCUGGGGGCUGCCGUCAGUGGAUCUGGACAGCCUGGCCGUGUUGACCUAUGCCAGAUUUACUGGUGCCCCAUUCAAGGUGCACAAGAUCACCAACCCCUGGCGGAGCCCUUCAGGGACUCUGCCUGCCCUUCAGACCAGCCAUGGAGAGGUCAUCUCGGGGUCACACAAGAUCAUCGCCCACCUUCGAAAAGAGAAGUACAAUGCCGAUUAUGAUCUGUCAGCCCGGCAAGCGGCAGACAUCCUAGCCUUCAUGUCUCUUGUGGAGGAGAAGCUGCUCCCAGUGUUGAUACAUACUUUUUGGGUAGAUGCCAAGAACUAUGUGGAAGUGACCCGGAAGUGGUAUGCAGAGGCUAUGCCCUUUCCUCUCAACUUCUUCCUGCCUGGCCGCAUGCAGCGACAGUACAUGGAGCGGCUGCAGCUGCUGUGUGGGGAGCACAGGCAUGAGAACGAGGAAGAGCUGGAGAAGGAGCUGUAUCUCGAGGCUCGGGAGUGCCUGACCCUUCUCUCUCAGCGCCUGGGCUCUCAGAAAUUCUUCUUUGGAGAUGCCCCCGCCUCCCUGGACGCCUUCGUCUUUAGCUACCUGGCCUUGCUACUACAGGCCAAGCUGCCCAGCGGGAAGCUGCAGGCCCACCUGCGGGGACUACACAACCUCUGUGCCUAUUGCAGCCACAUUCUCAGCCUCUACUUCCCCUGGGAUGGAGCUGAGGUGCCACCCCCACGCCAGACACCAGCAAGCCCAGAGACUGAAGAGGAGCCAUACCGGCGCAGGAACCAGGUCCUCUCCGUGCUGGCAGGGCUGACAGCCAUGGUGGGCUACGCCUUGCUCAGUGGCAUUGUCUCCAUCCAGCGAGCCACACCUGCCCGGGCCCCAAACACCUCAGCCCUAGGCAUGGCUGAGGAGGAUGAAGAUGAAUGAGUUUUCCCCAUGCUCCCAGGACUGAUUUUUUCUACUGUCAUGCAUUCCAGAGGCCCCUUGGCCUCCCUGUCGUCGGCACAGCUGGAAAUGGGGUGCCACUCCCCAGAAUAAACUUGCUCACAUUG
Molecule: messenger RNA, 1558 nt
Organism: Choloepus didactylus (southern two-toed sloth)
Lineage: Eukaryota; Metazoa; Chordata; Mammalia; Pilosa; Megalonychidae
Gene: MTX1
Product: metaxin 1
Exons: 8
Coding region: 30-1433 (467 amino acids)
Biological process (GO): mitochondrion organization
Cellular component (GO): SAM complex
Source: RefSeq, a predicted model, not a curated record